UACUGCACAUGUGAGAGAGAAAUCCCUUUAUCAUUAGCAUAUUUCUAAACACAAAUAAUCCCAUCAGGAAAACAGAAGCUACUCUAACAGUAUUUACCAGUUUGUUUUACACUAUGGUUGUACUUAAACUCAUUUUAAUAUCUUUGAAAUGUUUAUUUCAGUAGAACUCAAGUAGAUUCACACUGAGUGAUGUAUUUCAAGUAUCUUUUUAAGUCUUUGAUCAUCACAUCUUAAUUAAAACAUGAAUGAAGUCAACCAUGCAGUUUACUUGUGUUAAGCCACUCCUGAUCCAGACCACAUUGGAAGUGUUCCAUUGAUGCAGUAAUUCAAGUAAAAAGAGCAUGACUAAAUAUUUAGUGCCCUACAGUGUAUGGGGUUGCUUUUCAGUAGGCUAGAAAUUUCUCUAUGUAAAAUUAUUUCUGCAUUGUUUUUAGGUAAUAACCAAAUUUCCUAAUUUCAGGUUUUCAUUAGCUGAAAGCCAAAAUCAUACAAAUUAAUAGAAAUAAACUCUUAAAGUAUAUCUCUCCGAAUCUAUAUAAUACAUUCAUUUUAUCAGUCGAAUAACUGAAAUAAAUGAAGUUUUUUAUGCACGGAGAAGUGGAGAGGCGCUUACACACUGGUUGUCCUAAAGGCCGCCAAGUCGAGUACCGAGUGGGAGCUACCCAGAGACAGGCCUUGCUGGAUGAACAUGAGUGAACCAGGCGGUGGAGAUGUGCCAGAGCCCAAAGUUGAACAGGUCAUGGGCAAGCUAAGGAUGCUGCAACAAGAGAAAAGACUUCUUGAAGAGGAAGUCAGAAACAUCCAGUCCGUCAGUGACAAUUUGCAGAAGGAACUAGUAAUUUUACUAACUUCCGUUAAUGAAAUAGAAGGAAUCCAUAAAGAUAAAGAAGGGGCGUGUAGGAAGCUGCAGUGGCAGUGUGAAGAGUCUGAGCAGGACUUUGACAGGCAGUUGAACCAGAACAAGAUGAGUGAGGAAUUGCUGGAACAAUACAGAUGUGAAAUCCAGGAAGUCAAGCUGAAACACAGGAAACUACGAAUGAGAUUUGAAAACCAACUUCUGCAACUGAUAGAGCAGCACAAGCAACUUGACUUUGUCUUUAAUCCAAAGAGACACCCAGAUGAAUUGAAGAAAGCUGAAAAUAUAAAACAUCAGCUUUUAUCAGCUGAACAAGUGAAGUUGGCUCAGCUGCACAAACUCGACGAAGAGUUAGAGGAGCUGAAGCAGUUGGAGACUACAGCUGCACAGAUUCAUGAGUAAACCUGCUUACUUGUUGCUAGUUUUUGGGACUUAGAGCCAUGAGUCCUUUGCUUUAUUCUGAGCCUGGGACACUUUGUUUGCAUAUCUCAGGUAAGAUUUAAACAUAAAAUUUCCUUUUUGUAAGUGUUUUCCUGAGUGAGACUUAAACAGUCAACUCAUACAUUUUACAUUGUCUAAGAUAGUUGCUUAUUAAGUAUUUGAUGGGCUCAUAUUGUUUCUUUUGUGUGAGAUUUCUUUGUAUUUAUUAUUUAAAUUGUUUGUAACAUUUAUGCGGUGGAUUUAGCUGUGGAUCCAGAAUGUUUCAUUUCUUGAUCUGUGUCAGGUUUUUCUGUUUGUUGAGGUAUACUAUACUGAUGUUAAAGUGUUCACAAAUUUCUAAACGUAAAAAAUUUAACCAUUGCAACUUUUUAAUUUUUCUGCAACAACCAAAAAUAAACACAAAAACCCCUUAAUUCAAA
Messenger RNA from Girardinichthys multiradiatus, 1716 nucleotides. RefSeq lists its product as uncharacterized. The transcript is spliced from 9 exons. NCBI's taxonomy places the organism in Eukaryota, Metazoa, Chordata, Actinopteri, Cyprinodontiformes, Goodeidae. Gene Ontology annotation, biological process: synaptonemal complex assembly. The coding region runs from base 683 to 1258 and encodes 191 amino acids. The record is from RefSeq and is a predicted model, not a curated record. Gene Ontology annotation, cellular component: synaptonemal complex.